UAUCCAGGCUGUGGAGGUGACAUGGCCAAGUCACACCUGCUGCCGUGGCUGCUGCUGCUCUCCACACUCUGUGGCCCAGGCACUGCUGACCGGACCGCCUCAUCUGUGACUUGUGCCCGGGGCCCUGAGUUCUGGUGCCAAAGCCUGGAGCAAGCCUUGCAGUGUAGAGCGCUGGGGCACUGCCUACAGGAAGUCUGGGGUUACAUAAGAGCUGAUGACCUGUGCCAGGAAUGCGAGGACAUCGUCCACAUCCUCACCCAGAUGACCAAGGAGGCCAUUUUACAGGACUCGAUACGGAAAUUCUUGGAGCGUGAGUGUGACGUUCUCCCCUUGAAGCUGCUCGUGCCCCAGUGCCAUCACAUGCUCGACACCUACUUCCCAGUGGUCAUCGACUAUUUCCAGAACCAGAUUAACCCAAAGGUCAUCUGCAAGUACCUGGGCCUGUGCAGACCUGAGCGUCCGGAGCCAGGGCAAGAGCCAGAGCUGUCAGACCCCCUGCUGGACAAGCUGACCCUCCCCGUGCUGCCCAGAGCCCUCCAGGCGAGGCCUGGGCCUCAUACACAGGACCUCAUGGAGCAGCGGUUCCCCAUCCCCCUCCCCUUCUGCUGGCUCUGCAGGAUGCUGAUCAAGCGAAUCCAAGCAGUGAUUCCCAAGGGUGUGCUGGCCAUGACCGUGGGCCAGGUGUGUCACAUUGUACCCCUGGUGGUGGGGGGCAUCUGCCAGUGCCUGGCCGAGCGCUACACCGUCCUCCUGCUGGACGCACUGCUGGGCCGCGUGCUGCCCCAACUGGUCUGUGGCCUCGUCCUCCGCUGCUCCAAUGAGGACGCUGCUGGCCCAGUCCUCACAGCUCUGGAGUCCCUGCCCGGAGAAUGGCUACCUGAAGAGUCCACGUGCCACCUCUGCAUGUUUGUAACCAGCCAGGCAGGGAACAGCAGUGGGCCGGCCAUGCUGCAGGCAAUACGCCAGGCCUGCCUCAGCUCCUGGCUAGACAGGCAAAAGUGUGAACAAUUUGUGGAGCAGCACAUGCCCCAGCUGCAGACCCUAGUGUCCAGGGGUGGGGAUGCCCACACCACCUGCCAGGUCCUGGGGGCGUGUGGGACUACAUCCAGUCCUCUCCAAUGCAUCCACGUUCCUCACUUCUGAUGAGAACUCAAAGCCAUGCCAGCAACCAGGGCUUCCAGGACCAGGAAGAGCUGGGUCUUCCAGCCUGUUGAAACAGGAAAAGCAACGGAUUGACACAGAGGACCUGAGCUCUGAUCCCAACUCUGCCAUCAACUGGCCAUGGAUCCCCAGCCAAGAUAUGUUGCCCCCUCCCUGCCUCUCAUUCUCCUCAGAGGCAAAGGAGGAUCGAAUAAGGUGGUCUCUAGGAUUCUUGGGUUCUUGCAUGUGACAAGGCUCCUCCUCAGGCUCCCUGCCCCCUGCCCACACUGAGAAACACCCUUCACUCCCACAGUCACCUUCCCCACCUCCUUUCCUCAGAAAGACGUUAAGCUGGUGCACCACAAACCUGCAGCUUGUAACCUCAGUCCUGUGUCAGUCUUACCUGUCCUGUCUCUAGCCACAGCCCAAGCCAGUGUGACUUCCAUCCUCUCUGGGUGUGAGGUACAGCCAAGGCAGCAUCUUCUGAAGGAGGUCUGCAAGAGGGGGCCUCUGGCCUGGGAACUUCCGGCCAGACUUCACACUGCGCUGGAGCCAGUCCAGUUCCUACAACACCCAGGAGCUGGGUCCAGGGGAACCCAUCAGCCACACAGUCCCUCCCUGGCUCCCAGACGACAACGGGGUAGAAGCUGGGGCCUGCCUCACUUGAUCUCCACGUGGGCAAGAUACUGGCUUUUACAAUUAUUUUGCUAAUACUUUCACAAAGUUCAAAUUCAGAAGAAUAAAAAAAAUGGGAACAUAAAGUACCAUAAAAGAUGGAUAGAUGAAGUCAAACUUUUUUUUAAAAAUCAGGUCGCUGAAGUGUCAAGAAUGGACACAGUAGGGCUCAAGCAUGGUGUGAAGCUGACUGGAGAAACUUUCAUUAUUUGAAAUGUUCUGCAGCUUAAGAGCUGUCACUUUAAGAUGUAAAAAGGGGUUUUCUUUUUAUCUUUUUGUAAGGUGAGCUUCCAACUUUUGAUUGAAAUUCCAGCAUGAUUCCAUUUCUGCUAGGAUUUCUCCCCUCAAAGCUCAGUUGGGGCGCGUGCUAAAACUCGGUUCCUCUGUACUACAAUACCUGUAACAAUUCUAAUAACAUCUAUUGCUUCAUACUAAAAGGAAAAAGACACAGCUGUUUAAGAUGCACCCCCCCCCCCCCGAGGGUACCUAGUCAUUCUCCUCCUUCACAGAGUAGAUGCCCACAGUGCAUCCUGUAAUGGCUUCCAGCCUGCCCCCGCCCCUUCUCCCAAAGAGUCCACUCACUGUGAUGAGAUGAGGUGGUUAGGGUACCAAAACCUCAAAAUACACACCAAAACAAAAAACUGAAUAAACCUUUACCAUUAAAGAUC
Messenger RNA from Acinonyx jubatus (cheetah), 2483 nucleotides. RefSeq names its product surfactant protein B (gene SFTPB). Gene Ontology annotation, biological process: sphingolipid metabolic process. Bases 22 to 1143 code for a protein of 373 amino acids. NCBI's taxonomy places the organism in Eukaryota, Metazoa, Chordata, Mammalia, Carnivora, Felidae. The transcript has 11 exons. Gene Ontology annotation, cellular component: lysosome. The record is from RefSeq and is a predicted model, not a curated record.